AUGAGUGCAGGAGCUGAUGAGGCUGACCGACAACAAAGACAACCUCAAGGCAUUGUCACGAUUAAUGUACCUACAACAGACGAUGACACCGCCACCUGUGUGAUUUGCUGCGAACCAAUCUCUGACCCCUCCGAGACCCAACCGUGCAAACAUCGCCACUUCGACUACCUUUGCAUUGCAACAUGGCUCUUCAAAGAUCCCAGGUGCCCUGUCUGCAGAGCACCUGUCUCUAGCCUUAUCCGCGAUUCCACCCAAGAAGUCCUCUCCAACUUUGGCGAUGCGAAGCUUGCUCUCCGCGUGUCUCCGCCAUCAACUCAUCCCGUCUCAACCAACAGAUGGGGCCGUCAACCAACAUCCAACGCCUCCAGGCGCCCGCACGCCCGCUCGUCAGGUGCUUGGGGGCGCUCCCCUUUCCGCUCUCGAAACGACUUCGAUCGUGCGCUCAGCCGCAGACAGGCUGUUUACGCACACGGCCGAUUUUCAAAGCACGUCGGCUCCAACCGAUUAUCCCGAUACCGCGAACUCACCCCCCGAUUGUUCUGCGAAGACGAAGAACUGGUAUCACGGGCAAGGAUGUGGAUCAGACGGGAGCUUCAGGUCUUCCCCUUCCUUAGGGCACAAUCAACCGCUAGCCCGCAGGACCUCGACAUGAGCGAUCGUCUAUCAUCUGCGUCGUCUGCUGGUCAAAACCGACCGUCCGAUCACCAAGAGGGAGAGGCCACACGGAGGCGCAGAGCCCAAAAUGCCGAGUUCCUACUCGAGUACAUCAUUGCCAUUCUGAAAUCCGUGGAUAUGAUGGGCAGUGCAGGAGAGGCUGAGAACAUGAUAUCCGACUUUCUCGGUCGCGACAAUACCCGCUUGUUUCUACAUGAAUUGCGCGCGUGGCUCAGAAGCCCAUACACCAAGCUCGAGGACUGGGACAGGGCUGUCCAAUACCCUGAUGAGCGUCAAAGGAUAUCUGAGAGGCCCGAGAGCAGCGCUGGAAGGCGCCGGCAUCCACGCGAAGAGGUUGACAUCACCAACAUGGCCAAGAUCAACGUCAAAGUCAUCUCAGACUCGGUCUGCCCCUUCUGCUACCUGGGCAAGACCCGCCUCGACCGCGCCAUCGCCCAGCACCAGGCCGCCUCGCCCGCCGACACCGUCUCCGUCUCCUGGCAGGCCUUCUACCUCAACCCCAACGCGCCCACCAAGUCGCUGCCCCUCAACGAGUACCUCGCCAGCCGCUUCGGGCCCGACCGCAUCGGCCCCAUGCACAGCCACAUGAAGGCCCUGGGCGCCCAGGAGGGCAUCGACUUCACCUUCAAGAGCCGCACCGGCAACACGCGUGACUCCCACCGCCUCGUCCAGUUCGGCAAGGCCAAGGACGCGGAGCACAAAGUCGUCGGGGAGAUCAUGAAGAUGUACUUUGAGCAGGGCGGCGACAUCACCUCGCACGCCGACCUGGUCGCGGCGGCGGAGCGUGCGGGGCUGGACGGCGCCGAGGCCAAGGCCUGGCUGGACGAGGGCAAGGGCGGCAAGGAGGUGGACGAGGAGGUGAGCAAGGCGUACGACAUGGGCAUUCACGGCGUGCCCAAGUUCAUCGUCAACGGCAAGUACCAGAUUGACGGCGCUCAGGACUUCUCUGUCUUUGCCGACACGCUGCGAAAGGCUGCAGCCCAAUGA
This is a messenger RNA of Clonostachys solani, 1662 nucleotides long. NCBI's taxonomy places the organism in Eukaryota, Fungi, Ascomycota, Sordariomycetes, Hypocreales, Bionectriaceae. The record is from the annotation of a GenBank genome assembly.